Thrips palmi is the source of this 2431-nucleotide messenger RNA. RefSeq names its product type 1 phosphatidylinositol 4,5-bisphosphate 4-phosphatase. Lineage: Eukaryota; Metazoa; Arthropoda; Insecta; Thysanoptera; Thripidae. The record is from RefSeq and is a predicted model, not a curated record. Gene Ontology annotation, molecular function: phosphatidylinositol-4,5-bisphosphate 4-phosphatase activity. Gene Ontology annotation, biological process: phosphatidylinositol dephosphorylation. Bases 68 to 832 code for a protein of 254 amino acids. Gene Ontology annotation, cellular component: late endosome membrane; plasma membrane; phagocytic vesicle membrane. The transcript is spliced from 7 exons.
CCGUCCGCAGGCUAGGCAGGCAGAUCCCCAGCUGCUGUCAGCUCACAGCUCACUAACGGGUUUGAAAAUGGGCGAUGGACGGGAGAGCGAACGGAAGCCCUUGCUUCCGAAUGAAAAUUCGACACCGAACACGCGAAUCCGUGGAGGAUAUACAGAUGGAAUCCCAGAGGGGAGCAAUGUUGUCACUGCAGUGGGACCAGAUGAGAUGCCCCCUCCAUAUUCCACUGCAGUUCAAGGAUCAGUUCCAAUGGUGACAUGUCGAGUGUGUCAAGCAAUGAUUGACAUAUCUGGAAGACGAGACCAGCAUGUUGUUAAAUGUACUCAGUGCAAUGAAGCUACGCCCAUCCGGAAUGCACCACCUGGCAAAAAGUAUGUUCGGUGUCCUUGCAACUGCCUCCUUAUUUGCAAGGGAUCUUCUCAGAGGAUUGCUUGUCCUCGUCCUGACUGCAAGAGAAUUAUCAAUCUUGCUCCAUCACCAGCAACUCCGCCUGCACCGAUCUUGCCAGGAAUGUGCUCAGUGGUCUGUGCCCACUGCCAUGGAACAUUCUUAUUCAAUACUUUGAGCAAUGCCUUAGCUAGGUGUCCUUACUGCCGUAAAGUCUCUUCUGUAGGACCAGACUUUGCUAGGGGAAGAGCAAUUGUCUUAUGUAUUCUUGGAUUGGUUUUCUUGGCUAUUGGAAUUGGGGUGACGGUUGGAACUUACACUUAUGCUCUGAAACAUGGAGGAAUCUUCGUCACUUAUGUUGGGGCCUUCAUUGCUGCUCUCUUCUUUUUUGGUCGAAGUAUUCACUUUUGCACCAUGAAAGUUAGUGUUGUAGAAGGGACAGCAUAAACUCCAUGCUAUUGUAAUUCCCCACCUAUUUAGAGGGAUCCACAACGGAGUUUAUCUGAAGAUACAGAUGGUAGAUCACAAGCUUGCAUUCCUAUAGUUCUUUUAUCAAGUUUCACCAUUUCAUAACAGCUACAAUUUUCAGUCAAUUUAUUGAACCAAAUUAGUGAGUUGACUCAACAAUAUUAUGUGUUUGAAAUAAUUAUUAUUAUCACUUUAAUGUGGCUAUCAGUCUUUGCUUGACUUAAAUUCCUUAAGAACUGAACACAUUCCUGUUAAUUUUGCUUGUCUGAAGUGUAGUUUGCUCUGGUUGCUUGAAUCCCUCAACACCAUAAUCAGUUUUUCUGCUUUUGAGUACAUCCAUAGCCAGACAAUUUGACCGAUCUUCUUAUGAUAUGAUAAUUCUGAGGUCUGUCUUAGUUCGGAGGUUUAGCUUUACCUAUUGCCUUUGCCUGUAUAUUUUUCUUACCACUAGGAUUUUCAGCAGGCAAUUCAAUAUGGUUUCGUGAUGUCAUUUAUAUUGUAUUUUUUACUAGAUCUGGCCCCUGAUGGUCUGUUAAAUGUAAGUUUUUGGUAAUGACAACUGCAUGUUUUAUGAAUAAAGAUUGACUUGUGGCUUAGUGAAUUUUAAGAGGAAAAAAAUAUGCCUGUAUUAUAUCAAAUGGAGCAAAGCAAAUUAUUUUAAACCAUGUAGUGUUGGAACAUAAGCUGUGCUUCUUGUUUUAAAAACCGUUUCUAUAAUAAGGGAACUGAGGAUCAAAUCUUAAAGUGUAUUCAAUUUCUAUUUUCUAAGUAUUUGAUUUUUUUAUCAACGCGGUGUCUGUUUUGUUAUUAUUAUUGCGCAGGCAACUUUUUGGUUUCAAGCAUUUAAAAAAACAAAAAUUACAAACAAUUUAUUUGUUCUGGAAUCAGUCCUUAAACCUGAGCAUCUCAAGUCAGUGUUUGUGCUGAUGCAAGUACUGUUCUUAUGAAAUUUACAUUUUGUUGCAUUUAAAUAUUAGUUUCUGUUCAUAAUCCCCCCUUACAAACUAUGUGAAAGAAUCUAUAUGUUCAGCUGUCUCCAGCUGCAGCUAGUUGCAUCUAUAGUUAUCCAUGAAUUGCUAACCAACAAUCGUAAAUUAUAUUUGAUCAAUUUACCCAUAUUUUUAUUUGCUUGGAUUGAUGAGUAGCCUUUUAUAGCUAUAUCCCUUCCAUUGUAGGAUUUGUGCCCUCAAGCACUUGUGUCUCAUUGCUUCAUUGUGAUGUCCUGUAGAGAAUAGUUUCAUAUUUGUCAUGUGGUAAAUCUCAGAUUCCAAUCAUUGAUGGUUUAUCACAUGCGGCUAUUUACUGAAUGAAUGUGAUAUAGAAUUCAAUGUUGUGCAAGGGUUGACUGGUCUUUUUGUUUAACCUAGAUAGUGGAUAACCUUUUAUUAUGUGUCAUAUAUUGCCAAUAAAUUUGUAUUCUAUCAUAGAUUACCUAUACAGCCCUUGCAAUUUUAUGUUAUAUUAUUGUAGCUUUUGUUUUUAUCUCAAUUCUUUUCAAUGACUCACUGGAAACCUUUCUGAGACAUACUCUGUAUUGUUGAGAGGAAUCAUUAAUUAAAAUGAACAUAUUACCAAACA